Chenopodium quinoa (quinoa) is the source of this 1140-nucleotide messenger RNA. RefSeq lists its product as uncharacterized. The transcript is spliced from 2 exons. The coding region runs from base 128 to 748 and encodes 206 amino acids. Lineage: Eukaryota; Viridiplantae; Streptophyta; Magnoliopsida; Caryophyllales; Amaranthaceae. The record is from RefSeq and is a predicted model, not a curated record.
CUAGAAAUUCAUUAAAUCCACUAAUUAUCUUCUUUAAAAUUUUCCAUGUUUUAUUAUAAGCUCAACUUAUAAACAUCAAAACUAGCCAUCGAAACAAACAGAAGAACCAAAUUCCAUAGCUAGAAAGAUGUUGCAAUCGAGAUUAAGAGCUUGUAUAAUAAGUAAGAACAAAUUAGGGGCAAAUUGGGCAUUUUCUAAAAGAUUAAUUAGUGAAGAUAGUAAGCCUCCUAAGGGAAAAGAUUCAGAGGAGGCAGCGAAAUUCAAAGCGGCCACCGCACCGCCUCGAACAGCGACCGACGAACCGGAUCCACCAGUCCAACCAAAGCCACCGAUUUCUUCAUCCCAAAAGAUAGGACACACAGAAGUGGGCCACUCAUCAGAGCCCAACACUCAACAAAGGCGUAAAGUGUCAAACCAGCCGGCCCAAUCAGAUAACACAGACGCUCGAAAGGCCGAAAAUCGAGCCCAAGAGGAAGACAACAAGAACUACUUCAAAGACCACAAGGCAUCUCCUUUAUCAGAAGUGGAAUUUGCUGAUACGAGGAAGCCUGUAACGCAGGCUACGGAUAGUCCGACGUCGUAUUACGGGAAGGAGCCCGGAUUGAUCCUGUUUACACCUGAGCAGCAGGAUACCGCCGAGGCUUCGUUACUAAGGGCUGUUGAGAUAUGGAAGUGGAAUAAGAUGAGGGGUGAUCCUGACUCUCCUCAUGGUAGAGUCCUCAGGGAACUUCGUGGUGAAUAUUGGUGAUCAAUGAUAAAUUAGCCAAAUCAUGGUAAGAUUUAGCAUGAUAUGUAAACAUGCUAGCUAUAACAUGUCGAAGAUGAUAAAAUUGAACACUUACUUAAAUUUUAAGUUAGUAUGUCUUUUGCUUCAUGGCCUUCAUCUAUAUGUAUGUUGAGGCAAUAUGUCUCGUGUAAGUGUAAGUGGGUUGUCUUUGGAACGGGCCAAGACAAAGUUGUGCCUUAUUGGAUUGUAUCGAUCAUUCAAAGCCAAAUCCUAUCUAUGUUGUGACUACCUGAUUGGCCAAUGGGUCCCUAGCUUUAAUUAGAUUUUAAUUUAUAUGUUAUUUUAAUUAGAUUUUAUAUAUUAGGCAAAAAAAUGGGUCAAUCAAUGGUGCUCAUGCCAACUUUUGAAAUGAA